GAAAGGGGAGGGGGCUCCCGGCAAGACCCCCCUCCCCGAGAACCGGGGAUGCGCUGACGGUGGAGGGGCCCCCACCGGGCCGGCAGCGGCGAAGCUUUGGCCGGGCAAAGUGGGGGGCUCGUCGGAGGAGACGGCGGGAGGAGGAGGAGGAGGAGACGAAGGCCGGCCGGGCCCGCGGGCCGCUCACGCAGCCGCCGGGAUGUUGCAGAAUGUGAAUCCCCAGAGCAAGAUUUUGGGGGAGGGCAAUGCCGGCCUCAUGGCUUUGGCCACGGACUCCACGCCGGGCAAACGGAUCCGGAAACCUUCGCUGCUCUACGAGGGAUUCGAGAGCCCCACCAUGGCCUCGGUGCCUUCCCUUCCCAACCCUCAGGCGAAUCCUCCUCCUCCGGAGGUUUCCAAUCCCAAAAAACCCGGCCGGAUCACCAACCAGCUCCAGUACCUGCACAAGGUGGUGAUGAAAGCCCUCUGGAAGCACCAGUUCGCUUGGCCCUUCCGCCAGCCCGUGGACGCCGUCAAGUUGGGGUUGCCGGAUUACCACAAAAUCAUCAAGCAGCCGAUGGAUAUGGGAACCAUCAAACGCAGGCUGGAGAACAAUUAUUACUGGGGGGCGGCCGAGUGCAUGCAGGACUUCAACACCAUGUUCACCAACUGCUACAUCUACAACAAGCCCACGGAUGACAUCGUGCUGAUGGCGCAGACGCUGGAGAAGCUGUUCCUGCAGAAGGUGGCGCAGAUGCCCCCGGAGGAGCAGGAGCUGCUGCUGCCCCUGGCCAAGAACAGCCACAAGAAAGGGGCGGCGCGAGCGUGCGGGAAGGCGUUCCGGGACGGGGCCGCGCUGCGGCGGCACCGGCGCGUCCACACCGGGGAGAAGCCGUUCGGCUGCAGCGAGUGCGGGAAGAGCUUCCGAGCCAACUCUAGCCUGGUCAUCCACCGGCGCAUCCACACCGGCGAGAAGCCCUACCCCUGCUCCCGCUGCGCCAAGAGCUUCGUGUCCCGCUCGGCGCUGCAGAAGCACCUGCAGAGCCACCUGCGCAGGGAGCUGCUGGAGGGGGCGCGGCCCUGA
This is a messenger RNA of Cyanistes caeruleus (blue tit), 1063 nucleotides long. The record is from RefSeq and is a predicted model, not a curated record. Lineage: Eukaryota; Metazoa; Chordata; Aves; Passeriformes; Paridae.